Molecule: messenger RNA, 4313 nt
Organism: Struthio camelus australis
Lineage: Eukaryota; Metazoa; Chordata; Aves; Struthioniformes; Struthionidae
Gene: GPR176
Product: G protein-coupled receptor 176
Biological process (GO): G protein-coupled receptor signaling pathway
Cellular component (GO): plasma membrane
Molecular function (GO): G protein-coupled receptor activity
Source: RefSeq, a predicted model, not a curated record
UUAGUCGGCUGCCUGCGCACGUAUCGGUAUUACAGGUUGUAAAGAGAAUUGUGCUCGAGCUGGGGGACCCCGGCAGGAGGCCGCGUAGGAUGACGCGGAGGUUUUUGGCCGCAGUGAAGAGCGGAGUGCUCUCUGGCUUGGAAUCGGAAAACAAACCGUUUUUUCCUGAGAAACAGCUCGUGCGCUGCGGAAGCCACUGACCGUUCGCUUACUCCCUCUGGACGCUCUGUGAGGGUCCGCUUGUUCAUCAGGUGUCGCGCAGAGCCGGAGCGCAUGCAAGAGUAAUUCAUUUUUCCACAGUAGGAAAAGUGGAGAGAUUGAGUCGAGAGAGCUCGGGGAGACUCGUCACUGGGAAAGAGAGGCUUUCUCUCUCGCGAGGUGGUGAAAAAGCUGAUGCAAAGGCGGAGAACGGAGAGGGGGGACAGAGCUUGUGGUUCAUCAAGUUUUGCAAACCCAUUUUAAUGCAUAGCGAGGUGUGUGGGGGGCAGAGAAGCUGGUGGGGUUAGGAGGAUGAACUGCGGGGGGGACUGCGUUUUUCUCGGUCGUGUUUAUUGCAGUAAUACAUGCCGAGGCACUGAGAAGUGAGAAAUAUGGGACAACUAAUAGCAAGGAAGAGCCUGCUUUAUUUUCUUUUCUCUUCUGGAUAUAAUGAUUUGCAAGGUGGAAACAUGAGAAGCCAAGCCUGCUUUCCAGGGCACAGAAAUGUGAGGAAGAUGCUCCCGAGUGUGACAGACCGGGCUGUAUGCAUAAAAGCGUUUCCUCGCUUGGGUGCUCGGUGGGUGGCAGGGCCCAGGUUCAGUCGUGUGUGAUCAUUAGGCGGUGAGGAGGAAGAAGGAAACCUCGCCAUGGGGUACAACAGAAGCUGGGUUUUGAAAAGCGAAGGCGAGCAUGCCCUCCUCUACCAAGCUGUCACCAGAGCUGUGGAAAUUAGGAACGUGUCUGCGGCACAAGUUGUGUGGAACAGGAGGAACGCCAGUGGGAUUGCUGCCUUGCAAAACGAGGAGCACAGCGAAGAGCAAACCUACAGGCACUUCACUACCGCCGUGCAAGUUGUCAUCUUUAUAGGCUCUUUGCUGGGUAACAUCAUGGUGCUAUGGUCAACUUGCAGAACGUCAGUACUUAAAUCUGUAACAAACCGAUUCAUUAAGAAUUUGGCCUGCUCUGGGAUCUGUGCCAGCCUAGUCUGUGUGCCUUUUGACAUUGUUCUUACUGCCAGUCCACAGUGCUGCUGGUGGAUCUAUACGAUGCUGUUCUGCAAAAUUGCCAAGUUUUUGCACAAAGUCUUCUGCUCUGUAACCAUUCUUAGUUUUCCGGCCAUCGCUCUAGACAGGUACUACUCUGUUUUAUACCCCCUGGAAAGAAAAAUAUCUGAUGCAAAAUCCCGAGACCUGGUUAUCUACAUCUGGGCCCAUGCGAUAGUGGCCAGUAUCCCAGUAUUUGCUGUGACCAAUGUGUCUGAUAUUUAUGCCAUGUCCACCUGUUCUGAAUCCUGGAGUUAUUCCCUUGGUCACCUGGUGUAUGUCAUCAUCUAUAACAUCACCACUGUGAUUGUACCAGUGGCUGUGGUAUUUCUCUUUAUGAUUCUCAUCCGCAGGGCACUGAGUGCCAGCCAGAAGAAAAAAGUCAUCAUAGCUGCCUUAAGGACCCCUCAGAACACAAUAUCUAUCCCUUAUGCCUCGCAGCGAGAAGCUGAACUUCAUGCUAUGCUACUUUCUAUGGUGAUGAUAUUUAUUUUCUGCAGUAUCCCCUAUGUGACUCUGGUGAUUUACCGCACCAUGCUCAACAUUUCAGAUAUUUCAGUCUUCUUGCUCCUCACUGCCAUUUGGUUGCCCAAGGUCUCUUUGCUAGCCAAUCCUUUGUUAUUUUUAACUGUCAACAAAUCUGUACGGAAGUGCUUAGUGGGGACCAUAGUACAGUUGCACCGAAGGUAUAGCAGGAGAAACAUUGUCAGCUCUGGUGGUGUUGCAGAUGCUAAUCUGGAGCCCAAUGUCCGUUCGGGGAGCCAGCUUCUGGAGAUGUUUCAUAUCGGGCAACAACAGAUCUUCAAGCCGACCGAGGAUGAGGAGAAUGAAACCAAAUCCAUUGUCUCUGGUGACUUUCAGCAGAAGGAAAUUCCUACAACCAGUUUAGAGGGGAAAGCUAGCAAAUGAAAGCAAUGGGUCAAAAAUGCUGGUAGCCUUGUACUGGCCUGCUGAGUGAGGAAGCUGAUAAUGGACCCCAAAAUGUAAGGUUUGCUAAUGCUAUUGUUCGCUAUUGUCCGGGGGAGGGAGGUGUGGUAGGAGGCUUUCCUUUUACCUUCACAGAUAUAAAUACCAGUCAUAUAAAUACUACUCAUCUCACAGACUAGAUUACCCAGUGUACGAGCUGAAUGUAAGACUUCCAAAUCUGGUGCCUAAUUCCUGUGUGAAGCAGAAUCACACUAUACCUGGUAUCAGCACACCAGCCUUUUCAUGAGUGUUCAGGCAGUGUCCUACCGCUUACCUCCCUGUGUCAUCACAGGCAUAUUGUCUUGUGUAUACUGAGUGUGAAUUUUAAACUGUAUCAGUCUGUUAGAUGACGUUAAAACUAUUGUAACCCUGACAUUUUAAUCCUCGUUCAGUUGCAAGUAGUCUUCCUCAUCUGCGUUCAUUGUUGUCUCACUGGGUAGUUUAUUAAGAGCACAAUCGAGUAACAUCUCCUGUAAUGUAGCCCUUUGGUGCAUGCCAGACCUUUACCUGUAGUUUAUUGCCUGUUUAUCAAAGUAGUUUCCUUUAAGGCAUAUUUUCAAAAGGACUAGGUGAAAAAUCUUGCCAAGUUCACAGUUAUUUACCAAAUCCAACUAGUUACUGUUAAAAGUGAGAAAAGAUACUCCUGAGGCAGAAUUUGGAGGUGUAUCUGUUCCUCCUUUGACAUGACUGAAGAAAGUCAGCAGCUUCUGAUGACUCCAAGGGUGAUGGAUUUCUACAAGGCAUUCAAAACAAACAUUGUAAUAAAAAUGUAGUUUAAAAAAGAAAAGCUUCUAAAUUACUGUGUAAACGAUGCUUAUUUUCUCAUUUUCUCUUUGGUUUCAGUGAUCUUAUGCUAGUCCAAGGGCUAGUCCAAGGACCAGUCUUCAAUGGGUCCAGAUGGGUGGUGGGAAUCCCAGUUGUCCUGCUUCUUAGCUUGCCUGAAAUCAGAUAGAAAGAAUAGGCCUGGAAAAAGUCUUAUUUCUACGGCAGAGGUAUAGAAGUACUGUAGCAGAUACUUUUGACAGGCGUUGGUAAUGAUUUCAAUGGAGUGUUUUGUUUUUCCAAAAUUAAUGAAAGAACGGAUUCUAUUUAAAAAAAAAAAAAAAACUCAAAAGCAAGCUAGGUUACAAUUUCCUUAGGAGUUCUGCUUAAAUUAAAUAUUUCUUGCACUGUUACUAUUAGAUACAGGUCAAAGUCUCUGGGACUGAUGAAUGUGGAUAAAUGGACGCACAAAUCUAAACUCCCUUUGAGGAAAACAAUCUUACUCUUAGUUUUCUCCCUUCCAACUCUCAAGUUGAAUGAAAUGCCAUGCUAAAUUCAAAGAGUGAAAUUCCAUAGAUCUACAUAGAAUUUAGUCUUAUUGUAUCUGUAAAGCAAUUUUUUCCCUAUACCUUAAGAAUUAUUUUGGAAUGCAAUACCUGGGAGUAUUUUAUUUUAGUCUCUCUUUCAACAGUUUAUCCAUGUGAAUUUUUAAGGGAAGUGGAAAAAAUGCACAAAAGCACAUCUUAAUGCAUAGAAAGAAUAAUCUGUGCAAAAUUCGUAAUACAGCCUUUCUAAUAGAACUGUCAUCAGUGAAAAGUAAUUCAGGAGACUCUUAAUGCAAUAUGGAGUAUUUGACUUGUGAAGUUUGUUUUUUAACUUAAUCCACGGCAGUGUUAAACUUUGUCGGAGUCGUUAGUGCUGUUUGUUGCCUUGUGCUCAAAUGAUUUCUACUGGGCAAAAUGCUCUCCAGUGGCCAAUGUGAAGAAAACCUCAAUUAUCAAGACUUGUUUUCUCCUUUGUCAUUACACUGAAGAUGAGCAAAACUUUUUUUUUGUUAUGAUGGUUAUUUUUUAACCACCACAGGUGGUGUUUCUUCUCUCCUGAUUUUUGGUGAGAGGAGGUGAAGUAUGAAGCAAAGCUGUGGAAAGAGAAGAAAGGAAAGCCUGGGGCAAUUUGGUCUGUGCAAAGAAAUAUAAAGGAUAGAUCUUAACCACUGAAGAAUAUGCUUAGAGGAAGGAAGGACAAAACUCAUUAUUCUGGUUCUUAGGGGAGAAAAAUAGAGAAUAGAGCUUAUAUUAAACAAAAGGAAGAAAUCUUUUAAAAAGGAGAACAAGUCUAUGUUAA